GAAUUGAAGAGAGAGAGAGAGAGAGAGAGAGAGAUGGUGGGAAUGGGGCAAUGGUGGGGUCUGGUGUUGGUGGGGCUUGCGGUGAUGGGCGUCGGAGUGGGAGGGUACCCAGAAGAGGAUCUCGUGAGGGAGUUACCGGGCCAGCCCAGAGUUGGGUUCAGGCAAUACGCAGGCUAUGUUGACGUCGAUGCGGCUGCAGGGCGGAGCCUCUUCUACUACUUCGCUCAAGCUGCUGCAGAUCCUCACAGCAAGCCUCUCACCCUUUGGCUCAAUGGAGGUCCAGGUUGCUCUUCAAUUGGAGGGGGGGCCUUCACUGAACUCGGACCAUUUUACCCGAAGGGUGAUGGUCGGGGCCUUCGAAUGAACAAAAAGUCAUGGAACAAAGCCUCCAACCUCCUCUUUGUUGAAUCUCCUGCCGGAGUCGGCUGGUCUUACUCGAAUACAACGUCUGAUUAUAAUUGCGGAGAUGAGUCAGCUGCUAAGGAUAUGUAUGUGUUCCUUUUGAGAUGGUACGAGAAGUUUCCCGAGCUCAAGUCAAGGGCCUUGUUUCUGACCGGGGAGAGCUACGCAGGGCACUACAUACCCCAACUGGCCGAUGUUCUUCUUACGCAUAACGAGAAAUCGACUGGUUUCAAGUUCAACAUCAAAGGAGUGGCUAUUGGAAAUCCGCUUCUCAAGCUCGACAGAGAUGUCCCAGCGACUUAUGAAUAUUUCUGGUCACAUGGCAUGAUUUCUGAUGAGAUUGGCCUUACCAUUAUGAACCAGUGUGAUUUUGAAGAUUAUACCUUCAAUGGCCCACAUAACGUCACAAAAUCGUGCAAUGAUGCCAUCGCCGAUGCUAAUCAGGUGGUCGGAGAUUACAUUAAUAACUAUGACGUGAUUCUUGAUGUUUGCUACCCAUCAAUUGUGGAGCAGGAGUUGAGAUUGCGGAAAUACGCUACUAAGAUUAGUGUGGGGGUCGAUGUAUGCAUGACUUACGAAAGGCACUUCUAUUUCAACCUUCCGGAAGUACAACACGCUCUUCAUGCUAACAGGACAAACUUGCCAUACAGUUGGAGCAUGUGCAGUGAGUGA
Ananas comosus (pineapple) is the source of this 1074-nucleotide messenger RNA. Its product is annotated as serine carboxypeptidase-like 42. Gene Ontology annotation, biological process: proteolysis. The record is from RefSeq and is a predicted model, not a curated record. The coding region runs from base 34 to 1074 and encodes 346 amino acids. The transcript has 7 exons. NCBI's taxonomy places the organism in Eukaryota, Viridiplantae, Streptophyta, Magnoliopsida, Poales, Bromeliaceae. Gene Ontology annotation, molecular function: serine-type carboxypeptidase activity.